Rhodofomes roseus is the source of this 2052-nucleotide messenger RNA. RefSeq lists its product as uncharacterized. NCBI's taxonomy places the organism in Eukaryota, Fungi, Basidiomycota, Agaricomycetes, Polyporales, Fomitopsidaceae. The coding region runs from base 161 to 1684 and encodes 507 amino acids. The record is from RefSeq and is a predicted model, not a curated record. The transcript is spliced from 6 exons.
AACAUAUUCGCAAUCGACUGUAAGGAGAGAAAAGCUGAAUGCCGCCACAGAAGACUCGCGUGUUGGUGUAACGACAUCGACUGUCUCCGCUCCAGGACCUCUCCAUCUAACCGGUAUACCAAUCCAUCCUCUGAGACGUGACAACGCUUCACUGAACGUCAUGGAGGACGUAGACACUCUCCGUCGGUUGAACCCUGAUGUCAUUCUGCAUGUGUUUGAGCACCUGCGACCUCAAAGCGGUCUGCGCUCAUUAUCUACGUCGUGCCGGUGGGUUCGGGAAGAGACCAUGCCUGUGCUGUUCCGACGAUGUCGGGCCACCGUGGCGCGCCCACUUUGCGCAGAGCGAUUUCUCCCACCUCCCUUGUGGCUCCACGUCUGCCAUUUGUCUUUGAUAGACAGGUGCCCGGAUCUGGUAGCCAUGAGGGGCGCCCCGUGGAAACAUCGACUGAGGUUUAGCGACGACCCAUUGCUCUGUGGGAUCAUGGACCCCGCCUUCCUUAGGAGCGUCCUGGGAGCGAUGCCCCGCCUGCAGUCGAUUUAUCUGUCCUUCAUCUGUCGGGAGGUACACGGGAUCGGGUGGGAUACUCUGGAGGCCAUCCUAUCAACUCCCCUGCUCCGUACUCUCACAGUUGAGCAGUUCCUCUUUAGUCCGCGACAGACCCCAACGGCUGUGAGCAUCGAGUCUCUCGCCUCACUCACCACAUUUCAAUUCGUGCAUGCCGCACUCCGCUCGGAACUUUGCCGCUAUCCGUCGCAAGAGGGAGUUCUAGGCUUGGUCAUCACGAAAUUGCGACCCACUCUCGAAUCACUGCUGCUUCCCAGCGAGGUCACGCCCUUCGGAACACUCGCAGACAACCAAUGGCCGCGACUGACUGAACUGCGUUUGAUGGGUGUGCUUCAUCUAAAUCCUGAUACUCACACUCCAUUCGUCACCCUCUUCGCCGGAAUGCCCAAAUUGCGUGUUCUAUCACUGGAACUGUCUCUACCCAAGGGCGGCGAUAGACAAGUCCUACAACUUUGGCCCAAGAAUCACGAAGCCCGAUUCCCAUGGCCCGACCUCGAGGAUCUAACCGUGUCGUUUCCGAGCCCCGACGAUAGAAUCUACUCCCACCUUCCGCCAACCAUGCGAUGCCUAUCCUUGCGAUGCACCCCGCACCACUGCUUUUAUAUGUGGCAAUCACGCAAACUGUCCCGCAUCGAAUCCCCUAUAACGCACGCUUCGGAGAUGCUGGAGAUCCUCUCACAGAUCGAAGCGCCGCGCUUAGAAUACCUUCAAGUGGAAUACUGUGCAGAUGCUGCGGAAGAUGACCUCCUACGCCAUAUGACACAACGAUGUUCCCAACUGAGAUCUAUGGAGAUUCAUUGCAUUCGACCAUACAAUCGUAGUAGUCUCUCCGACACUGAUCUCGCUCUGCAUCUAGCGAAACUGAGCAACUUGUCUACGCUGCGAGCUUACAUUGAUAGCGAGCAUGCUUCUCAAUUCUCAGCGCUUCGGCAGGCAGCGGCUGUUCUGGCAUGCAAGCUUGCUCGCCCAGACGUCAGGUUGUGGUUGUUGUGGAUUGAUGCUCACAGCGCAGUGUGGUACCCGUUUCGCCUUGUAGCCGUGCAAGACAUCGACGAGGAUGUAAGAGCGGAAAUUGAUCCCCGAGAUCACGACGGGGUGCCGGUAUUUCCCUUUGCCUGAUGAGCAUGAGUCGUGUAUGCACACUUUGUAUCGGCGAAUAAUCAUAUCUGUGGUUCUAGCCGAUACAGUCGGUAUUGAUGUGUAGAGUAGAGUAUACCACGCAGUCCGAAUCGUGCGCACUAGUCCCUUCUCCAAAGAGGUGUGAACCCGCAUACUCACUACACAUGAAGUGUCGAGUCUUCGCAUCCUCACUAUGCCUUUUUCAUGACCGUUGUAACACUUUCGACAGUGUCGCACGCGGCGGUCUUUUGGAGCUCGUUGAACAGUACAUACCAAUUCUGGUGAUUUUUAAGCCGCAGGCAAUGCUCGUAGGCGGUGCAUAAGUCGCCGAGUAAGUAAGGAUUGGGAGGACGGUUUGUUCGCCAAUG